ACUCUCGAUCUCCAUGGACGAAGUUGACGAAGAUUUUGUUCGGAAGCGAGUCGAAGAGGGUAAUAGUCAUGCUGUCAUUACUGAAGAAUUACAGACGAUGUUUCCAGGACUUCGGGGACUCAGCGAACGAUCUGUUCGACGUUUCUGUACAGACAGAGGCAUAAGUCGACGUUGUUCUCUGACUAAAGAGGAACUAGAACGCUGCGUGUCUGACGCCGUAAGCGAGGUCGGACCAUCUUGCAUCUUCAGAUCGUCAAAAAGCAAGAAGAAGGCAACGGCUACGCAAUGCAAGUUUAAGAUUUCUUGUACUUGUAGGCGGUCGCCAGUAAAUUUUUGAUUUGCUUUGACUUUUACAAAAUAAUACAACUUUACAUAUUUUAACUGCUAAUAUGGUCUUGUUUCAAUAGUCAAGAUUGUAACAUGGUGGUGUAGCGGACGGAAG
Messenger RNA from Corticium candelabrum, 442 nucleotides. RefSeq lists its product as uncharacterized. The record is from RefSeq and is a predicted model, not a curated record. The coding region runs from base 14 to 337 and encodes 107 amino acids. The transcript has 2 exons. Lineage: Eukaryota; Metazoa; Porifera; Homoscleromorpha; Homosclerophorida; Plakinidae.